UGAUUGCCAGCCGAGGGGAGGGUGGCCGGGUGGAGGAGCCAGGCGCCCUGGGGUUGCCUAGCGUUCAGAGUUAGUUGUAGACUUUGCAGGGGGCGCCGCGGGCGGUUUCGGGAGUCUCCCAUGCGGGGGUGUGCACCUCGGUGUCCGGGUGCGCUUCGGGGAAGUUGUGUCCCGUUUGGUGCGGCGCCUGCCGCCGUGGGAGGAGGGGCGCGCGGGUCGGAGAGGGGAGGACAGCGGGCGGCGAGCGCGAGAGCCGGGCCGAGCGGCGCUGAGUUACAAACUCUAUUGUGACGCACUUACUACGACUGACGGCCGCUGCCAAACCUUCCCCAGACUUGCUGCCCUCAGCACUUUAGGCAGAACAAUGGGGCCGGAGCGGGGAACGCGGCCAGCCGCCUGCGAUCGCUGCGUCUGCGCCCGCUGGGCGCAGGAUCUGAUCCCGGGGAAUCAGAGCCCGCUGGGGGUUUCUGAGUUAUUCAAGUUUCUCCUGACUGAGCAAAGAGCACAUGAGAAUAGAUUUCAAACAAGCUGCUUUUCUUAGAACGUAUGUGUAUGUGUGCGCCUGUGUGUGCGCGCGUGGGCGCCUAAGAGCACCAGUUACACACAUUGUUACUGUUUUGUUUGGUGGUGGGAAGUUUAGCCCCACGCCCCAAUAAAUACAAUACUUUCGUUAUUUUUGAUGUAUUUUUAGUUUUCAAUUCAGAGAUUGUCAGAAAUGUAUGAAAUGAUGAUUUGGUGGUAAAGUAUGUGGGAUUAACUCUCAGAAUUUUUAUGAAUAGGUGAACAUUACCUAUUGACUGUAAUUAUUAUUUUGCUUAAGAUAAUCUUGGGCUUUUUUGUUUUUUUGUUUUUUACACUACAGAAAAAAAGACCAAAUGGCAAAGCAACCUUCCGAUGUAAGUUCUGAGUGUGACAGAGAAGGUGGACAAUUGCAGCCUGCAGAGAGGCCCCGGCAGCCUCCCCAGCUCAGGCCUGGGGCCCCUACCUCUCUGCUUACAGAGCCUCAAGGUAAUUCCGGAAGUGAAGGGGACCGCUGCCCCCAGGGUAGCCCACAGGGCCCGCUGGCCCCACCAGCCAGCCCCGGUCCUUUUGCUACCAGAUCCCCGCUUUUCAUCUUUGUGAGAAGAUCCUCUCUGCUGUCUCGAUCCUCCAGCGGGUAUUUCUCUUUUGACACAGACAGGAGCCCAGCACCCAUGAGUUGUGACAAAUCAACACAAACCCCAAGUCCUCCUUGCCAGGCCUUCAACCAUUACCUCAGUGCAAUGGCUUCCAUGAGGCAGUCUCAGGCCGUACCUGCAGACCUGCGCCCGGAGAUACGGAUUGCACAGGAGUUGCGACGCAUUGGAGACGAGUUUAAUGCUUCUUACCCAAGGAGGGUUUUCUUAAAUAAUUACCAGGCAGCCGGAAACCACCCAGAAGUGGUCAUCUUACGACUGUUACGCUCUCUCGCUCGUCUGGUGUGGAGGAUGCAGUGACGGCCCUUCCUGCAGCAGAGUUGUGCGCAGACAUUCCGCGGGUCACAGCAGCAUGUCCGAGCACCAGGGUCUCUGCCGGUCCAUGCAGCCCGCGAUCCUCCGCAGAGGAGGGUGCAGAGGGGCGUGCGACCCCGGUCCUGACGCCGCCUCGCUGCGCGUGGACUUGACCUGCUCCUCAGUGUGUGGCAGCUGGUUGUGAAUGUAAAUGUCGGUGGAUUUUUUUUUUUUUUUAAGUGUACAAAUCGCGGUUUUUUGGAGCAGGACUUUAUGCAGGAAUGGUGUUUACAUGCGGUGUGUUCUUUUCACCUUCUUUAGUAGAACAGGUUUUCAGCAAAAGGAAAUGGAAGCUUUUUGACAAACUCCUGAAGGAUUUUUUACUAAAAUUUGGAGAACGUGUUGCCCACUCUUAGAGGGUUGUGUGAAAUCGUGCAGAGGGGACUGAGCCAGCUGACUUACAGAGCUGCCUUCAUUUGUUUUAGAGAUUACUGUACAGAGUUUUUAAACAGGGAGGGAUGUGAUAGGCCCCCCUUACUUCCCUAGCAUUGCCUCUUCCUAUGACCUUUUUUUAAUUAUUAUUAUUGAUACCAAAAGAGUUCUUAUGAAAUGGAACUGAUGAAGGGCAGAGGGUCUGCAGCCAGCCUGCACUGACGUCCUCUCCCGUGUUGUAAAUACUCACUCACCUCCUUAAAUGCAGCUGCAUCUGUGGCCGAGCUCCACGCUCUUUCGGUGUGUUUUUCCUGGUCUCCUUUUGUGACGCUCCUGUUGUCUUUCUGGGCAGUGAUGCACAGAUGUGGUCCAGUGUAUUUUCCUAAUAAAAGUCAGAACGAGAGGUGGAAUCUGCCUGUAUCACACACAGCCCCAUCUGUCGGUUGUUACCACGAGCCGGGAGGUGCUUGGUGGUGUUCAUUUAGUCUCGAUGGGCGUGUCAGAAGUGUUGUGAGGCGGUAACAGCAGCAGUAAAAGCAGACAGCGUAGUACGUACUACACCCCUUUGUACCGCUGGCCUUCCUGGGAACAGGCCUGUCACAGGGUGAGCCCCACACGACGCCCCCGAGAGUCCACACCCCCGUGUAGCACAGUCCCUGCUGGCGCUGUCCACGCACAGUGGCCAGCUGAGUGGGCACGGCAUGGGUGCGGGUGGGCUCCAGUGGCCAUUUCUGGUGCAGCCCUGGCUGUGGUCCAUUUAGAGCCCACCUGACCUUAGAUGCCUGAUGCUUGGUCCCCACUCCUCUGAAUCCACCUUGAAAUGUAGGCUUAAUUCAGGUUUCACCAGUGCCGUAGACACACUCAAUGGGGCCGAGUCUGAAAUGACCCCUCAGCCCUCUGCCAGAUGUCAUUUUUACUUCCUCCAUUUCUCUUGUGACAGUUGGAUGCUGCCGGCCCCCUGUGUGUCCACGGCUGCAGCUGGUCCCCUCUGGCCAGGCCCCUCCCUGCCCCAGCAGGGAGCGGGAGGCCCCCCUCCCAGUCAGCCAUCACAGAGGCGUUCAGACAGCGAGGGGGACCCAAGAAACAGACGAGGGAGCAGUGAAGGAGCCGGGGGAGAUCCUUCUGUGAACCCUAUAACUUACACAAUUUUCGAAAACUCAGAUUAUUGAACGGCUUUUUAAAAGAAGUAUGUGAAUUUUCAAAUGAGUCCGCAGUGCCAACAACUGUUGUGUUUGCUUUUGCCCCACAUUGGACCAGUGUUUUCAUGAUUAAAUUGAGUGGGAAAUCCAGUCAUUUGUAUCUUUAUAAUUUUAUACAUAUUGCAUACUCACUCUUUCCUUUAGGUAGCGAUAGUUUGAUUGCAAAUAUUCCCGCCAUCUUCCCCCCGCCCCAGCCCACCCCAGAGGUCUCCUUGGGGUUUUGAAUAUUUUUUAAGCUGUGUUGGAUCUUUGCUUGUGUUCUUGAUGUGUUUUGAACUCCUUCGUAGGGUCACAAAGUCCGCGGUUCCUAGGAGGUGUUAGAAAUGCAGCCGUGGACCUGCUGGACACACACACCAAAGAUGUAUUUGGUUCUGGGCCAUCCCCUCCCAGGAUCCCCAUAGUCACGUGCCAGUCUUCCCGGCUGGAGCACUUUAGUCUGUUUAUUCAGCCCCGCGGCUCCGGGGAGCAAUGCAGCGCAUCCCAGGACGGACACGGGGUUCUGCUGCCCUGUGCCCGAGGGCCGUGACACCUCUUUGUCAUGGCAGCCUCUGGGCUGGCCCAUGGGAGCAGCUCGUGAGGAAUAAGAGGUUCUAUGAAUUGUAGAAGUGUUCAAGGACAGGAUGUUAGCCAGGAUGUGAGAGACGGUGAGAUGUCUCUGUACUGUAUGUAUCUGUUCAUCAAGAUGCCUCCCUGCAGAAAGUGUACCUACUACCGUGGGUAUGCCUUUUCCUUUUUUUUUUUCUUUAACUUGGUAGAAAAAAAUCAGUAGACCCCUUUUUUGAAAAGUUAACGUGGCUUUCGUGCCUUGACAACCUCUACCCACGUGAGGUUUGUAGAAAGUGUCCUGUGGCUUCACGAUGAAAUGCAAUAAAAACAGAGCGACUUCAUAGACGAGUCUUCCAAUGACCCAUCCUCCUUCCUAACCCGCGGAGAUGAUUUCAUGAAGAAUUUCUUUGGUUGUGGAGAAGCUAGUUUAAAAUUCCUUCUGAUCAGAACAAAUGUAUACAGUAGAAUACGUUUUUCUCCUGUUUCCCCUUCUUAAUAUUGUAUAUAUUUGACUAUUUAUUAGAUUAGGAGAUCAUAUUUUACUUAUCAACUGAGCCAAAUGUCUGUGCAAUUGUGUUUUCUUUACCUUUCUUGUAAAAUUUUGUACAGCUAAGUAAAAAUCACUGUUUUUCUAAACUUUUUCAGAAUUGAGGUUGUAAAUAUUGUAGAUUCCCUUUCUGUGUAACAGUGUGCCCUACUGUUUCAUAAUGCUGUAACUUGUAGAAGUAUUGUAUAUUUAUUUUCUGCUUAUUUAAAGUCUGAAGUUCUGAAAAGUGUUGACUUCCCUGC
Messenger RNA from Trichechus manatus latirostris (Florida manatee), 4435 nucleotides. RefSeq names its product BCL2 like 11 (gene BCL2L11). Bases 876 to 1475 code for a protein of 199 amino acids. NCBI's taxonomy places the organism in Eukaryota, Metazoa, Chordata, Mammalia, Sirenia, Trichechidae. The transcript has 3 exons. Gene Ontology annotation, biological process: meiosis I. The record is from RefSeq and is a predicted model, not a curated record.